UAAUUGCUUUCAUGUUUGUAUUCUUCCUCCUUCAUUUCUUCAUUUUUUCAUUCUUAUUGUCGCAUUUUCUUUCUUCUUCUUUUAUGUAUCAUUUCUUGGUGCUCCCUGGGUGACGACGGUUCUGAUGAGGUCACCACGACUCCACACUGUACGGAGCGCCUCGAUCUCGCAGGUUCCGGGAUGAGGUGGAGGUGGCGGCGACGGUGGAGCAAUGGUGGCCGCACCUCAAAUGGGUGGAGAAGAACGUGGAUGGUAAUGGUGAGGGCCAGGAAGGCUCCAUCACCAUCGAGGGUGCCAUGGCGAACUUCUUCCAGAUCCUCGCCAUCAGCAUGAACUUUACGUACCGGCUGGUGCGCCCCAAGGAUAACACCUUCGGCAGUCUGAACGAGGACGGCACCUGGAAUGGCAUGGUCGGCCUCGUCAACAGAGGGGUGUGUACACGUAUAAACGCACACACAGAUAGACAUAAAUAUCUUGAUCUUAUCCCUCAUUACUCAUCCUCUGGUGUCCUUCACUUGCUUCGCCCGAUACAGGAGGUAGACCUUGGCCUGGGCCCCUUCGCCAUCACGGAGCCCCGCUGGCUGGCGGUGGGAUACUCGCAACCUGUCGCCCACACUGACCUCAGGAUUGUGACGAGCGUAGGAAGCAUUGACAUCGACCCGUGGGCCUUCCUGCUGCCGCUCUCGCCCGCCCUGUGGGGCAUGCUGAUGGCCACGCUGGUGGUGGUGUGGUUGGCCACGCUGCUAGUCGGGCGCCUGGGCCAGGCGUGGCGGCAGUGGCCUCACAGUGUGUUCCUGCAGCUGUACGGCGCCCUCAUGCAGCAAGGUGAGGGUGCAGGACUCGCUGCCUUGGUGCACGAGUCAGCAGGCUGGUGGGUGGAGGAGGUCACGAAGCACACACUGGCUCACACAUUCCCUGCUGCAGGCGUGACCAUGCCACUGUGUGGACAGCGGCUGCGGCUGGUGGUGGGUGGGUGGAUAGUGGCCUCCGCCCUGGUCGUCUGGAGCUACAGCGGCCUUCUGGUGUCCGUCAUGACCGUGCGUCAAGUGCCGCGGCCCAUCCAGACUGCCGAUGAUCUCCUCGAGGCUUCUCACGUCAAAGUGAUAAUGAGAGGCAACACAGCCUACACUCAGAUACUGGAGGUGGGUAUCAUCGCCGUGCACUAUUUAAGAAUUUAUUUUAGAUAACAUAUAUUCAAUCCUGUUCUUCCGUACGUAGUUUACUGGUAGCAGUACGUACAUAGUACAGCAUAUACUCUCGUUUUAGACUGCUGAUCCGUUGGCACCUGUUAUUUCAUAAUCUUUUUUAACUUCACUGUCAUAUACUACUCUUAUACACAUGCACGUACGGAAAGCACCCCGGGAUGCUAGUGUAUCUCUUAGUUAUAUUGAACUGACUGUUUUUUGUCACUCCCAUCCACGACAUCGUAACCUCGGCGGCAACCCUCGUCCGUGCCGCCGCGGGGAGCAGCAAGCAGAGUCUGGGGUGCUGCAUGACCUGUACGGUUUGAGGGCGCUGGGACGCCUGGACUGGGAACGUGCAGGAACUCCAGAGUGGUUCCGUCUGAUGGGCCUUGGGGACUACGCCUCCAUCGUGACCACUCUCUCUGGCGUCAGUCUGAAGGCCAGGGACUUCAGCAGCAGAGGUGAGGAGCGGCUGAGGGCUGCCUCACAGCCACCACCCCUGCCAGGCAGUCUGCUCUACCUGCUCGUCUUGUAUUGCCAUUCAUUUGUUUAUUCCGUUCAUCUUCCUUCACAUCUGAGGUAUUGCUAUAGUCACAGAACAUUACCAUCAAGAUGUGAUUUUUUCCAUCGUACCUUAA
Messenger RNA from Scylla paramamosain (green mud crab), 1822 nucleotides. RefSeq lists its product as uncharacterized. The coding region runs from base 297 to 1187 and encodes 296 amino acids. Lineage: Eukaryota; Metazoa; Arthropoda; Malacostraca; Decapoda; Portunidae. The transcript has 2 exons. The record is from RefSeq and is a predicted model, not a curated record.